AUGUAUACUGCUCGCUGCACUGAUCCAGGUACACCUGGUGGUGGUACACAGAUCGUUGAUGGUUACGAGGGCGGUCAGUCUGUCUCGUAUACCUGUAAUCGGACUGGAUACACACCCCAUCCACCUGAAGCACUCUUCUGUAUUAUUAGUUCUAAUGGAACUGCUAACUGGAAUGGAACCAUGCCAAGGUGUAAAGAUACAACACCUCCACAGUUUACAAACUGUCCAACAAGUGAUAUAUCAAUCGACAGUUUGGAUGUUCCAGGCUUUGCUUUACCAGUCGCCCAGGACAAUUCUAAACUGGUGGUAUCAAUAAAUGUAACUCCUGAGAACUUUGAUCCGAAGAAGCCAGUCAAAAAUGCAACUACGGUGACCUACACGGCUACUGAUGGAGAAAACAACUCUGCUGACUGCGUAAUUCAGAUUAUACUUAAAAAUCGAGAAUUUCCAAAUCUUACUUGCCCUGAUUCCCUGAAGCUCGGCAUCAAUGAUACAGUAUCAAGGGAAGUAAAUCUUACCCAGUAUAUUACGUCUAACAGCCCUCUGAGUAACAUUCCAUCAGUGACGGUCAGCUUCUCUACGUAUGGACAGACAAAGAAUUACAGUGUGUCCUCCACCAAUGAUAUGAACAUGACAAGUUCAUGUGCUUUUCAAGUGGAAAUUGCUGGUAUGUUUGAGUAUAUUUAA
Gigantopelta aegis is the source of this 687-nucleotide messenger RNA. RefSeq lists its product as uncharacterized. The transcript is spliced from 4 exons. The record is from RefSeq and is a predicted model, not a curated record. Lineage: Eukaryota; Metazoa; Mollusca; Gastropoda; Neomphalida; Peltospiridae. Bases 1 to 687 code for a protein of 228 amino acids.